Fibroporia radiculosa is the source of this 990-nucleotide messenger RNA. RefSeq lists its product as uncharacterized. Lineage: Eukaryota; Fungi; Basidiomycota; Agaricomycetes; Polyporales; Fibroporiaceae. Gene Ontology annotation, molecular function: protein serine/threonine kinase activator activity. The transcript has a single exon. The coding region runs from base 1 to 990 and encodes 329 amino acids. The record is from RefSeq and is a predicted model, not a curated record. Gene Ontology annotation, biological process: intracellular signal transduction.
AUGAAUUUCUUCAAGUCGAAGCCGCGCACACCGCCAGACCUCGUCCGGGGACUCCGAGACGUGCUCUCCAAGCUCGAGGCGGGUCCCCCAGGGAGCGAGACGAGGCGAAAGGCAAAUGAAGAGGUCGCGCGGAACCUUCAACAGAUCAAGGCGAUUCUGUAUGGCGAUGGUGACCCGCUCCCGGAGCUCGUCGCACAGCUCGCACAAGAGACAUACAAUACCGACUUGCUCUACCAUUUGCUAGUGAAUAUUCACCGGCUUGAAUUCGAGGCACGCAAGGACGUCGUCCAGAUCUUCAACAACCUCCUUCGACGCCAGAUUGGUGCUCGUUUCCCGACGGUCGACUACAUUCGCUCGCGUGCAGACGUGUUAUUUGCUGCAUUUGACGGCUACAAGGAUGAGGAGGUGGCUCUUAACACCGGCAUGAUUCUCCGGGAGAUGCUUCGGCACGAGGAAUUAGCCAAGACUCUGCUUCAUUCUGACCAAUUUUAUACCUUUCCUCAUUACAUCGAAACGACGACGUUCGGUGUCUCGUGCGACGCGUUCGCGAACUUCAAAGAGACGCUUACGCGCCACAAGACGAUGGUCGCGGAGUAUCUAGACAAGAACUAUGAUCGCUUCUUCAGUUCGUUCUCGUCCCUAAUUCUGUCACCCAACUAUGUGACGAAACGGCAAUCGCUGAAACUACUCGGCGAGAUCCUGCUCGACCGGGCGAACUUCUCCGUCAUGACACGGUAUAUUGCAAGCGAGACAAAUCUGAAGACGAUGAUGAACCUACUCAGAGAUAAGAGCAAGAACAUCCAAUUCGAAGCCUUCCAUGUUUUCAAGGUCUUCGUGGCGAACCCAAAGAAACCGCCGCAAAUUGAGAUGAUACUGAGACGGAACAAGGACAAGCUUCUUACGUUCCUCAAGAGCUUCCACAAUGACAAAGAGGACGAACAAUUCACGGAUGAGAAACAGUUCCUGAUUGUCCAGAUACAGGGACUUUGA